AAACUCUUCAGAACUAAAGAGAGAGAGAGAGAUAGUGAGAGAUUUAGAUCAACAGAUUUGAAUCGAUAUCUGCAAAAAUGCAGUACAAGAAUCUGGGGAAAUCGGGUUUGAAGGUAAGCACGCUCUCAUUCGGAGCAUGGGUUACGUUUGGGAACCAGCUCGAUGUGAAGGAAGCGAAAUCGAUUCUUCAGUGUUGUCGUGAUCAUGGAGUCAAUUUCUUCGAUAACGCAGAGGUUUAUGCUAAUGGUCGCGCUGAGGAGAUUAUGGGUCAAGCGAUUCGUGAACUGGGUUGGCGUCGAUCUGAUAUCGUCAUCUCUACCAAGAUCUUCUGGGGUGGUCCUGGUCCUAACGAUAAAGGUUUAUCGAGGAAACAUAUUGUCGAAGGCACUAAAGCUUCUCUUAAACGACUUGAUAUGGAUUACGUUGAUGUGCUCUAUUGCCACAGGCCGGAUGCUUCAACUCCUAUUGAAGAGACGGUUAGGGCGAUGAACUACGUGAUUGAUAAGGGUUGGGCAUUCUAUUGGGGUACCAGUGAAUGGUCAGCUCAACAAAUUACCGAGGCAUGGGGAGCUGCUGACCGGUUGGAUUUGGUCGGUCCAAUCGUCGAACAGCCAGAAUACAACAUGUUUGCUAGGCACAAAGUUGAGACAGAGUUUCUUCCGCUGUACACCAACCAUGGUAUAGGUCUCACUACUUGGAGCCCACUUGCAUCGGGUGUGCUCACUGGUAAAUACAACAAGGGAGCUAUUCCCUCAGACAGCCGAUUUGCAUUGGAGAACUACAAAAACCUUGCCAAUAGAUCACUUGUGGAUGACGUGCUGAGGAAAGUUAGCGGUCUCAAACCCAUUGCAGAUGAGCUAGGUGUAACCUUGGCUCAGCUUGCCAUCGCAUGGUGUGCUUCAAAUCCUAAUGUGUCAUCCGUUAUCACUGGUGCCACAAGGGAGUCACAGAUUCAAGAAAAUAUGAAAGCUGUUGAUGUGAUCCCAUUGUUGACACCUAUUGUUCUGGACAAGAUUGAGCAAGUGAUACAGAGCAAACCGAAACGUCCUGAAUCGUAUCGCUCCAAUCAACAUUUAGGUAGGGAUAGGUUCAAUGGGGAAGUCGGUUACGGUAAUAACACGCGUGAUGAUAAUAAUAUCUGUUCUCAGACAGGAGAGGAAUUUUCAAAUGAGUUUUUGAGGGAUUUUGGUGCUCAACGAAGAGUACAGGGUGGUGUUAGUAGAUAUGUUGAGGGUAAUCAUAACAAUCGUCAUCUUGUUUAUGAGGAUUUCAACAGAAUUCUUGGGCUUCAAAGAGUUGAUUCCAACAUGUCAGAAGGUAUUAAUUCCUCGAGUGGAUACUUUGCUGAAUCAAAUGUUGCAGACUCACCUCGGAAGAUGUUUCAAACUGCAACGUCAGAUGUUUAUUUGCCAGAAGUAUUGAAGCUUCUUUGUAGUUUCGGAGGAAGGAUCUUACAGCGACCUGGUGAUGGGAAGCUUAGAUACAUUGGAGGGGAGACUCGGAUUAUCUCAAUACGGAAACAUGUUGGAUUAAACGAAUUGAUGCACAAGACUUAUGCUUUGUGCAACCAUCCGCAUACAAUCAAGUAUCAAUUACCAGGAGAAGAUCUUGAUGCACUAAUAUCGGUUUGCUCAGAUGAGGAUCUUCUUCAUAUGAUUGAAGAGUAUCAAGAAGCUGAAACAAAGGCUGGAUCCCAGAGGAUUAGGGUCUUUCUUGUAUCUUCAACAGAAUCAUCAGAGAGUCCUAAGAUUUUCAAUGAAAGGAAUAUGAACAUAAACCGAAACACGAACCAGCAGACAGAUAUAGAUCACUAUCAGUAUGUUUCAGCUCUUAAUGGUGUUGUGGAUGUGAGUCCUCAAAAGAGUUCCAGCGGGCAAAGUGGGACAAGUCAGACAACACAAUUUGGGAAUGCUUCAGAAUUUAGCCCUACAUUUCAUCUUCGAGACUCGCCUACUUCUGUUCAUACAUGGGAACACAAAGACUGCAACAGUCCAACCUUCAUGAAACCAUAUGCGAACACGAAUGCUGUUCAUUUUAUGCCGAAAAUGCAGAUUCCGAGGAACUCGUUUGGUCAACAAUCUCCUCCAGCAUCUCCUUUUUCAGCUCACAAGAGAGCAAAUACCGACGUUCCUUAUUUUGCCGAUCAAAAUGGUUUCUUUGACCCUUACUUGGCUGCUCCAAACUUCCCUCAGCAACAUAGGUUAUUUUUUGAGACUACUACACAAAAGCAGAAGCAUCCAGAAGUGAAUCUUCAUGAUCGGAGGCCAAGCGACGAUAUUUACCCCCAUGGCCAAGCUUAUAUCGGAGCCGAGAAAUUGACGCUUAAGAAAAACGCUCUUUCUGAUCCGCAGCUGCAUGAUGAGAGCCAAAUCAACAAUGGGUUAGAAGCAUUUACCAAACAACCAUGGAAAAUAUUGAGAAAGAAUCUACAUGUUGUGGCUACGUCAAAGUGGGAAGAUAGUGAUGAUAUCUAUUUCAAUAAUCCAGAAGGCAAGAGAAGCAAGGAGCUUGAACUCACGAAAGAAGUUCCUAAUAAUUGGAUCGAUGGUGAUCAUAAUCCUGGUUCUUUUGACCAGGCAACAAAGAAACAAGAUGGUAGUAACAGUAAUAGCUCCUUCAGUCCGAAUUAUUUCAGUCCGAAUCAUCAACCAGCUGCUCAGGUUACUUCAAGUGAUUCACAAGAUUCAGGAAGCUCAGUGUUCUCUUUAUCAGUUAACACCACCAACGAAAAUUAUCUUGAUUGUUCGAAGGACAAAUUUAAUGGUUUCCAGCAUGACAUGUCACUAGAUAUUCUCAUUAGAAGCCACACUUCAGUUACAGAUCAACUAUGUAGUACAACCAAGUCAAGUGAUAAAGCAGAUUACUCCUCACCCAAUACAAAUUUCCCCGUGGAAUUUUUGAGACAGGAGCCUAUGAUUCCGAGACAUGAUUUGGAGACAAAUAGCGAUGAUUCAGAUACUCAAAAAUCUCUUCCUAGAGAAGAGAGUAUUCACUAUAGUGGAUUGCCACUUAGGAAGGUGGGAAGUAGAGAAACUACUUUUAUGCACACGCAGGAAUCAGAUGAUUUCUUCAAAAGCAAGCUGCUUGGUCCACAGUUGAUAGUUGAGGAUGUGACGAACGAAGUAAUUUCAGAUAAUCUCUUAUCAGCUACUAUUGUCCCUCAUGUACAUAGUGAGUCAGAUGAUGAUCACAAAUCCUACACAAGGGAGAAAGAGAUUAAAAAUGAGGAUCAUGAAUCAGAAAUGGAGGAAAAGUACAAGAAAAGCAGAAACACCGAUGAUUCAUUCAGCGAAGCUGCAAUGGUUGAAAUUGAAGCUGGAAUAUAUGGCUUACAGAUAAUUAAAAACACUGAUCUUGAAGACUUACACGAGCUUGGAUCUGGUACAUUUGGAACUGUUUACUAUGGGAAGUGGAGAGGAACUGAUGUUGCUAUCAAGCGGAUUAAGAAUAGUUGUUUCUCCGGUGGAUCAUCCGAGCAAGCACGGCAGACUAAAGAUUUCUGGAGAGAAGCUCGGAUAUUGGCGAAUCUUCACCAUCCUAACGUAGUGGCCUUUUAUGGAGUUGUACCAGAUGGACCUGGUGGAACAAUGGCAACAGUGACUGAGUAUAUGGUGAACGGAUCUUUGAGACAUGUCUUGCAGAGAAAAGACAGAUUACUUGAUAGGCGCAAAAAACUGAUGAUAACUCUUGAUUCUGCAUUUGGCAUGGAGUAUCUACAUAUGAAAAAUAUUGUUCAUUUUGAUCUUAAAUGCGAUAACUUGCUUGUAAACUUGAGGGAUCCACAACGACCCAUUUGCAAGGUUGGAGAUUUCGGAUUGUCGAGAAUAAAACGAAACACGCUUGUCUCUGGUGGAGUAAGAGGAACCCUUCCAUGGAUGGCACCAGAGCUGCUAAACGGAAGCAGCAAUCGGGUCUCAGAGAAAGUCGAUGUUUUCUCAUUUGGUAUUGUGAUGUGGGAGAUCUUGACAGGAGAAGAACCCUAUGCGAAUCUGCAUUGCGGUGCCAUCAUUGGUGGAAUUGUGAACAAUACGUUAAGACCUCCGGUGCCUGAAAGGUGUGAAGCAGAAUGGAGGAAGUUGAUGGAGCAAUGCUGGUCAUUCGAUCCAGGAGUACGGCCAUCGUUUACGGAGAUUGUUGAACGACUUCGAUCAAUGACUGUUGCCUUGCAACCCAAGCGACGAACCUAAAAGCCCUCUCCAAUUUAUUGAUUUAUGAGAUUGUGUGGAGUCUGUAAUUAGUAUUGAGAGGCAGGCAUUUACCGGUUUAGGUAAAAGUUGUAUACCAACCAAAAAAGUUGAGGGUCCAUUGUGUAAAAUACACAAUUUUUUAUGUA
Molecule: messenger RNA, 4333 nt
Organism: Arabidopsis arenosa
Lineage: Eukaryota; Viridiplantae; Streptophyta; Magnoliopsida; Brassicales; Brassicaceae
Source: the annotation of a GenBank genome assembly